Molecule: messenger RNA, 735 nt
Organism: Triticum turgidum subsp. durum (durum wheat)
Lineage: Eukaryota; Viridiplantae; Streptophyta; Magnoliopsida; Poales; Poaceae
Source: the annotation of a GenBank genome assembly
AUGCAGAAAACGUCGAAGAGCGAGGGCAAGUACUACAAUUCACUUCCACCAGUAAGCAAGGCAUAUGGGACAUUGUGUUUCUUUACCACAGUGCUGGUUCAGCUCCAGAUACUAGACCCAGGCCUUCUUUAUUUAUCUUAUCCCCAUGUGUUCAAGAGUUUUCAGAUAUGGAGGCUAUUUACAAGCUUCUUUUUCCUCGGCAAGUUCUCCAUCAACUUUGGUAUUCGCCUUCUGAUGAUAGCAAGAUAUGGUGUGCAGUUGGAGAAGGGUUCAUUUGAGAAGCGGACAGCAGAUUUCUUGUGGAUGAUGAUAUUUGGUGCAAUCUCGUUACUGGUACUGUCUGCUAUUCCCUAUCUCGAGACUUAUUUGUUGGGUAUUCCUAUGGUUAGCAUGCUUCUUUAUGUCUGGAGCCGAGAGUACCCAAACUCUCAGAUAAGCAUGUAUGGCCUCGUCCAAUUGAGGUCAUUUUAUCUACCAUGGGCUAUGCUUGGAUUGGAUGUGAUAUUUGGCUCUCCAAUAUUGCCUGGCCUUUUGGGCAUUAUGGUUGGACAUCUGUACUACUUCUUUACAGUGUUGUAUCCGCUAGCUAGUGGAAAGAACUACCUCAAGACUCCUAUGUGGGUACACAAGAUUGUUGCUCGAUUCAGGUUGGGCGUGCAGGCAAACUCUCCAGUCCGGCCAGCUAACACAGGCCCUACUGCCUUCAGAGGAAGAGGCUAUAGACUCAAUCAGUAG